Molecule: messenger RNA, 447 nt
Organism: Fraxinus pennsylvanica
Lineage: Eukaryota; Viridiplantae; Streptophyta; Magnoliopsida; Lamiales; Oleaceae
Source: the annotation of a GenBank genome assembly
AUGGAGAUUAAAGGCAAGGGCGGGGGAUUGAUAGAAAGAGCAACUGUGAACACAGGAGUUAUUCCAGCCAGUAAACCAUUUGCUGAUUACCACCGGUUGCUAGCUCCCAGAGAGAAAUAUGAAGUUAUUGCGACAAUGCCUGGAUACAGAUCGAAGAGCGCCUGUAUUGUACUAGGAGAAGCAGCAAUGACGAUAGAUUUCGUUCUUGAUGUUCUUGAUCCUGAAACCACUAAUCCGGGCAGUCAACUGUUAGUCGACUCCGAUUGUUACUUCGAGAACAAGACAAGUCUUAAAGUUCUUGAGCUUCUUCCAAGGGCACAUUUAGAACUUUCUAUAAUCUUGAUUUUAAUUUUGAUAUUUCUUUGCUUCUUAAUGAACAGGAAAGUAAUAUCAAAUUCUCUAUACCAAAGACAAAGCAUAGGGCCAAAACGGCCGGCUGUUAUAUGA